AAACAUUCAGCAGUUAGCACAACCGGUGUCCCUUGCUCCCUCUCCGUCUCUGCCUGCAGUGAAUCGCCCCAGACGUCUUUCAAGUUUCAAGGAGUCUGUAGUGUACCGUACACCUCUGAUUCUCUCUUUCCCCCUCUAACUUUACCCACCCUUUUAUCCAAGUUCUUGCAAAUCCUGAUGACCCAAACCACACAUUUUCUUUCUUCUAUCAGUGAAAGUUUUAGUCAUUUCCAUCAAAUCCCACUGAGUUGGCUCAUUGUCGACUCACCCAGUCCUUCGACUUCUUCUAUCAUAUUUUUGUUAGCAGAAAAGAAUCUUUCUGGAGUUAAGUUUUUCAUCUCAUUGAGGCAUUCAAUUUCAGAGUUCUCCUAGAAACCCUAAUUUCGUCGUUUUCACCCCCAAAGUUCAAAUCCCAUGUGCUCGAACUUUCUUCAAGCUCUUAUUUUGUUCCAAUUUUUCUAGUCGAGCUAACUAACUAACUAACUAACCCCCAUUGGCUAAUUGGGUUGUGUGUCAGAGGAUGUGAUGGUUGUCGUUUGAUGACAAUGGCGGCAGAAAGUAAAGGGUGUUUCGGCGGAGAGAAUGGAAGCGCGAGUGACUGUCAGGGUCGGCCUCCGAACCCUCCCUCCGCGGCGUAUCGGCCUUGCUUUAGUAACGAGCGCGUCGCAGUACCGUGCAACAAAUCACUCAUUCGCCACCCGUCUCUCAUGAAGACGAAGACCGCAGACGUCUCUGUUGAACCGGGGCUUGGCGUAGAGAAUCCUGAGUCUGAGUUCAUUCCAAUUGUGCGCUCUGGAGCGUGGGCCGACGUUGGGUUUCGUUCAAACAUGGAAGAUGUAUAUGUUUGUGUUGACAACUUUACGAGGGAUAUCACUGAUGGGCCCAGUGCCUUCUAUGGGGUGUUUGAUGGGCAUGGAGGAAAGCAUGCUGCUGACUUUGUCUGCUAUCAUUUGCCAAAGUUCAUUGUCGAGGAUGAAAACUUUCCAAGGGAUAUUGAGAAGGUUGUUGCUUCAGCAUUUUUGCAAACUGACACUGCCUUUGCAGAUGCUUGCUCUUUGGAUGCAACCCUUGCAUCUGGCACUACUGCUUUAACAGCUCUUGUGGUUGGAAGGUUGUUGGUGGUGGCGAAUGCUGGAGAUUGUCGAGCUGUGCUCUGCCGCCGUGGCAAAGCGAUUGAAAUGUCAAGGGAUCACAAACCAAUCUGUAGCAAAGAGAAGAAGCGAAUUGAGGCAUCUGGAGGUUAUGUUUAUGAUGGUUACCUUAACGGACAACUGAAUGUUGCUCGUGCUCUGGGAGAUUGGCACGUGGAAGGAAUGAAAGGUCAGGAUGGUGGUCCACUCAGUGCAGAGCCUGAGCUUAUGUCUACAAAACUGACGAAGGAGGAUGAAUUCCUCAUCAUAGGCUGUGAUGGGAUAUGGGAUGUAUUUAUGAGCCAAAAUGCUGUUGAUUUUGCUCGGCGCAGGCUUCAAGAGCACAAUGACCCGGCCUUGUGUAGUAAGGAUAUGGUGGAUGAGGCUUUGAAGAGGAAAAGUGGGGAUAAUUUAGCCGUUGUCGUGGUCUGCUUUCAAAGCCAGCCUCCCCCUAACUUGGUUGCCCCACGCCCCAGAGUGCACAGGAGCUUUUCUGCUGAAGGUUUGAGAGAGGUGCAAAGCUUCUUAGAUAGCUUGGCAAAUUAAUGGUGACGAACGCCCUUUUCAUUUGUUUUUAAAUCUUUUCAAUUUAAAAAUUUUGUUGUAGUUUUAGAUUGAUUGAGAGAGAAUUUUGAGUUCAAACUGUAACAUAUGCGGCAACAAGUCAAUUAACAUGAUUUGUUGUUUUCA
This is a messenger RNA of Juglans regia (Persian walnut), 1820 nucleotides long. RefSeq names its product probable protein phosphatase 2C 22. Gene Ontology annotation, biological process: protein dephosphorylation. The transcript is spliced from 4 exons. The coding region runs from base 540 to 1676 and encodes 378 amino acids. The record is from RefSeq and is a predicted model, not a curated record. Lineage: Eukaryota; Viridiplantae; Streptophyta; Magnoliopsida; Fagales; Juglandaceae. Gene Ontology annotation, molecular function: protein serine/threonine phosphatase activity; cation binding.